Metarhizium brunneum ARSEF 3297 is the source of this 561-nucleotide messenger RNA. RefSeq lists its product as uncharacterized. Lineage: Eukaryota; Fungi; Ascomycota; Sordariomycetes; Hypocreales; Clavicipitaceae. The record is from RefSeq and is a predicted model, not a curated record.
AUGGACAAAGGUGCCGAGAAGCCCAACACUCAUCCCGAAAACACUCUAGGUCUGCCUGGGUACCAUGAUGACCUGCUUCCCGAGCCUGGCUCCAUAUCCAAUGUGCAGCAACCAUUGUCUAGGCCACGACAUGGACGGAAGUACGCGCAGGUUCCUCGGAUGGGGGCUCACGACCCGAUCCCGUUACCUAGCCAGGCUGCCCAAGACUCGGCUGUGCAAGGCUACAAUGAAGUUCGCAGGUCUGCUCCGGAAUUGGUCAAGGCGUUCGAGGAAUGCUUCCACGCCUGGCAGGUCACCUGGAACAGACCAACCAAUUCGUCACAGGCCCAGAUCCGGUGCCAUGUGGACGAGUUCCACGAGCUCGUAGAGAUGGGGCCCGAGAUUCUCCCACUCGUUGUUUACAAGCUCCUCGACAGCCGCAACUUCACGGGCGUCUUCCUCUACAACGCUCUGGAGAAUGAUGAGAGGUAUCUCAUCGACCCUAGUGAUGUCUUGAACUCCCUCGUCCUCCAACGUCAAAACAAUCUCAUCAUCGAGAUUAACCAGGGACGGCAAUGGUAA